Molecule: messenger RNA, 4005 nt
Organism: Moesziomyces antarcticus
Lineage: Eukaryota; Fungi; Basidiomycota; Ustilaginomycetes; Ustilaginales; Ustilaginaceae
Exons: 1
Coding region: 1-4005 (1334 amino acids)
Source: RefSeq, a predicted model, not a curated record
AUGCUAUCACAAGCUGCAUCACGGCCACGACCGCCAGGCCUUCGAAGAAUCUCUUCUCAACGGCCUUCGCAACAUGAUGAGGCCCAGCAACCAGACGCUGCGACACCACAGUGCGUCGCAGACGACGCCUCCAGCACGCCGCAUCGCUCCCCCUUUUCCGACGUCCUGAACCGCAUCCACGACCCUACCGUCAAAACUCUCGACAAAUCCCUCUCGUCAAGCCCAUCGACACAGUCACAGACGAAGACAUACAUGCCAACUGGACAGCCUGCCUGCGAUGACAUGAUCGACGAGAAUGAGGGCGCGCCCUUACACACCAUCCCGUCGUCGCUCAGUCAACAAGAUCUUGAUCCUAGCUGGCUCGGCGCUCUGGAACGCCACGAGCUCGAAGAGCUCUUGAUCGAAGCCAGUCGCAAGGUUCGCGAGCGCGAACAGAAGCUCGUCGUCGCCGCCAACAUUGGCAAGGCCCUCUUGGAGAAGAAUCUCUCGCUGCGUAGCGGCAUCAUGUCAAGCAUGGCCUCGAGCUCCAGCCUUUUCGGCCUCGCCGAUAUCGAGGCCAUGAUCGAAGAUUUCGCCGAUCCCUCCGACGCCACCUCAUCCGCCAACCUCGAAGACCAAGGCCUCGAUGAUGGACCUGCACAAUACCCUUCUUCCCGCCCAAUGUACUCUCCUCCAACCACCGACAUCGACAUCCAGUCUCAGGGUCCCUUUUCACCAGCGCGAUCCGAGCCCGACAAUACCCCUUUGGCGCAUCCCGUCCUCCCAGGCACCACCGGUUCAGACUACUUCACACAGCCGACCUCGGACAGGUCAGAUCUGCCCUCAAGAAGUUCUGCGCUGGAUGCACCUUACAGUCCUAUCGUUGUUUCCACCUGGGUUCCCAACGAAUCGGGACUCGUCCCAUCUCAGCCAUGCUCUCCGAGCGCUUCCAUCCGGAGCUUUGCCUCGCAGGCUUUCCUUUCGCCCGUCGACAGCGUGUCUCGUGCACCGUUCAAGAACGGCCGUGCGAACACCCGCCAUCGAUCCCGGCCGUCCCUGGUUCAGAUACAGGCACUUGAAGCACAGAGACAGCUCGCCUCUCUUGGCGAACAGAACGAUGUGUUACAUCAGCAGAUUGCAGAACUUCAGCACGAAGCCGAGAGCGCACGAUUCGAUGGCAGCAAGAGGCUCAACAGACUCAACAAGGAGAUUCGCGGAUUGAAGGCGGAGCUCGAAGCUGCCACAAAGCGCAACAUCGAGCUCGAGACGAGCACCUCAUCCACACGACCUUCCUCUCGAACCCCACUGCGGUCACCAGCGAACCGUGAAUCAUUGUCCCAAGAGCCAAAGUCACCGCUUUUCUCUCUGGAUCGAAGGCAUGGAGCUCCCUCUGCGGCAACGCUGCUUCCCGACUCGAUGCCAGCGGCGAAGGACGACCCGGUCUCGGAGCAACAUGGGCUCGCGCCUUCCACCUCGACUCUUGAGGACCUCGUUCGCUCGACUCAGAGUACGAACGGCGAGAGCGCUUUGGUGGUUCAGCUACUCGCCAAGAUCAAAGAGCUCGAAGAGACCAACGCGGUCAUGGCCAAAGCAGAACUCGAUUUCGGUAAUCGCGUGGGCCGUGCUAUGGAAGAAGACGAGAGGCUUCGCGACGCCUUCAACACAGUCGGUCAAGAUCUUGGUAAAGAUGCCACCUUCGGGGCCCUGGGCCAAGCUUCUGGGAAUGUGGACUCACAUCCUCACCACAGUCCCUCGAAGGUGGCCGCACUCCAGCCCGGGUUUAUGACUCCUUCCGGCUCGCAGCGUAGCCUUGCCUCGCUGGCGUCGUCGGACACGUCCAGCCCCGUUGCUUCCUUGUCUCCCGGCCAGAGAAGGAGAGCUCCUGGCAAUCGCCACAUCAUCGAGCAUCGCAAGACUGUGCGUGCCGCCAUCCGACGUGCCAAGAAAGAGCUCGCCGCGGAGAUCUGGAACCCGAACGGCGAACAGCCGCUCGCAUCCGGCACUACAUUGUCGCGCUCCUCGACGGAACAGUCCCUCGGCACCUACUCGAUCGAUCUGAGCGGUGAAAGCAGUGCGGCUUCCUCGCCUAGGUCUAGGGGUCUUCAUCGAAAAUCCUCGGCCAGCUCGUUCGGCCUCGGGCCUGCAGGCAGACCACGGAUUCGCAUCACGCCUUCCAUCGAAGAUCUAGGUAGGAGGCGAAAGACGCAAGAACGAAUCAUCACCGGUCCCGCGCACGACUCGUCUCCUGCAGAAGACUGGCAGGACGUCAUCACACCAACCUUGGCGAGCUUCCCACGCCAAGAUACGCUCCGACCCGCCGACGCAGUCCAGUCUCACGCCCAUCGAUCGGCCGAUGAGACGCUGGAGGAGCGCGGCCGGGAAAGAAGCCCUGCGAGAACGAGCUGGCAAGCUUCCGCGGCAUCAUCUCCCGCGACAGAUAUGCUGGCCUACCUCUCACCUUCCCGGCAAUGGUCUUCUGAUCCGACGGCUCGCGUGCGAAGGUCUAGGUCGAGGUCCUCGUCCUUCGUUUCCGAUGGACGAUCCGCCCACAGUCCAUCCUUGCGACUGCACAGUCCCGAUUCUUACCUCGGAAGCCGCCCGAGAACAACGCAGAGUCCGGCUUCUGCCUCUUCGCAGCGGGGAAGGACGCUCGGAAGUGAGCUUGGUAGCAUCUUCGGCGGAGACGACCGCAAGAACGACUUUGACGACGACCUACCGCAAAAUCGCCGCACUGUCGUCUCUGCGACUCAGAUUGCGGGAGCUGUAGCGCCGCAGUCUCUGGUUCUCGCCACCAACAAAGCCAUGCCUCUGCAGCUGUGGACUCCCGUGCGGCGACGGGUCGAAUCCGACCGGCCAACGGCUAAUGUUGGCCGACUCGUGCCGGAAAACACGAGCGAGCAUACUGACGAUCUGGAAUGCGUCCUGGCGCAUCCGGCGCACGCUCACGUCGACGACGUCUUUCUAGAUGGGUCUCCACUCCGCCCGCGCGACGCUGCAUUGCUCACCCGCGUCGAAGAUGGAGAGCGGGGCGAGUGGCUGGCCGGCGAGCCUAUCAUCGAGGCGGGCGGGCUGCAGGACGAAGACGAGCCCCGAGGUGCUCAAUUUGAUCUGAUCAGUGCUGUCGUCGAGAACGAGGCAGUAGCAUGGGCGGACGAUGACGACUAUGGUCGAACGAUCAGCCAGCGCGACGCUGUCAAGCUCGGUCUGCUGGCCCCCAGCCCGUCUACUGCGAACGUUCGCAGCCUCAGGGCCAUCGCAGACCGUUCCAUGCGCGGCACUUCGAUCUUCACGUCCACAAAGGCUUCUCACAAGGGUAAGGCCAAGCAGUCCGGAGGUACGCGAGGGGCGGUACCUUUCCGACUCGAGAUUGAGUCGUCAGAACAGGUCGAGGAUCGACUCCGCCUCGAGUCGCUCCUCCGCAGACGAAGACUUGACUUGCUGCGAGAACGAGGUUUCUCUGACGGGCGGACGCCAGACGAGUACGACCGGAAGCAGGAAGAUCAACUCGUGGCCAUGUAUGCCCCGACGCCUCGGCGCAUGCAUGAAAAGCGCCGACGGGCGUUGGAGGGAGAUCCAUCGCGCAGCCAGCUAGCUCUGUCGCCACAAAGUCGCGAGUCGAGCCACUCGAUGCGCCAAUGGCUUCGAGACGUAUCGAGCGUCUCGCCAUCAGUGCGCGACGACGAGGACAGACGAGAUGCCGGGAAUCUUGACCUCGACUGCAUCGGACCCGAGGACGGAGAAUUCGAGCUGCUGGACUGUCCUUCCUGGAAGAAGCAAGGCGGACGUGGCACGGACUACUUCCCGACCUCAUUCCGCGCCCGCUACCGACCGGCGAUGGUGAAGCAGAGGGCGGCGCAUGUGUCGCAGGUCACGUACGCAUGGGUGGAAGAAUGGGUCCAGUUCGCCUUUGUCGUGUUCCUCGCCUUUGUCGUCAUGGUCGAACAGGGACCUAAUCGAGCCAUGCACCGUGCCAAAGCCCAAGCCAAAGGUGGUGCCGUCCAAGCUCUCAUGCCCAAGGCCGAGUAG